GUUAAAUUUCCUCAACCGCCAAACACCACCACUCCACCUCCGAUCCACUCCUCGCCAUCGAUCUCGCCAGCAGUCCACAUAGACGCGCCGGCGACUAGCUUAGGGAGCGCUAGAAGUUUACUGCUCGCUAGACACAGUCCCUACAUUUUAUGGAAGAAGCUUAAACUCUCUGUAUUUUCAGUUAUCUUACUCAUAGAGUUGUUAUCGAAACCAUGGCACUGCGAUUGGUGACUAGGAAGUUAGGGAGUAAGCUCUUACCAAUGUGCUCUUCUGCUUCUCUACUGCAUUCACAUGCGACUAGCUUUGGAUAUAAAGAAGUACGGGAAGAAGAUAAAAGUCAAUUGGUUGGUGAUGUCUUCAGCAGUGUUGCUUCUAACUAUGAUCUCAUGAAUGAUUUGAUGAGUGGUGGAUUGCAUAGAUUAUGGAAGGAUAGAUUGGUUUCCAAACUGAAUCCAUUCCCAGGAAUGAAGCAUCUUGAUGUGGCUGGUGGAACAGGGGAUGUUUCUUUCAGGAUCCUAGAAACCAUAAACAGCAUCAAACGUAGGGAAACACAAGAUGUUCUUGAAGACGAUUUACAGGAAGAAACUCGGAUAUAUGUUUGCGACAUCAACCCAAACAUGUUAAAUGUUGGUAAAAAGCGGGCCUUAGAGAGAGGUCUUGGAGAGGACAAAUCCCUUGUGUGGGUAGAAGGGGAUGCAGAAGCCUUGAGCUUUGACAAUCAUACAAUGGAUGGCUACACUAUUGCAUUUGGGAUUAGGAAUGUUACACAUAUAGAGAAGGUUCUUGCUGAAGCUUACAGGGUACUAAAACGCGGAGGAAGAUUUCUUUGCCUUGAACUGAGCCACGUGGAAAUUCCUGUAUUUAAAGAAUUCUACGACUAUUAUUCAUUUCAAGUUAUUCCAGCCAUAGGGGAGCUGGUAACAGGUGAUCGGGGUUCUUAUCAGUAUUUAGUUGAGAGCAUCCGCCGUUUUCCACCACAGGAGAAAUUUGCUUCGAUGAUUGUGGAAGCAGGGUUUCAGAAGGUUGAGUAUGAAAAUCUUGUUGGAGGAGUUGUCUCCAUCCAUUCAGGAUUAAAGAUUUAGAGGUCCACAUCUGAAUCAGAAAUCCCCUCUUGCCCAAUUUUAUUCAAUCAAUUUCAUUCUUGUUUAAUCCAUUAGGAA
This is a messenger RNA of Pistacia vera, 1160 nucleotides long. Its product is annotated as 2-methoxy-6-polyprenyl-1,4-benzoquinol methylase, mitochondrial. Gene Ontology annotation, cellular component: mitochondrion. The transcript is spliced from 10 exons. NCBI's taxonomy places the organism in Eukaryota, Viridiplantae, Streptophyta, Magnoliopsida, Sapindales, Anacardiaceae. The record is from RefSeq and is a predicted model, not a curated record. Bases 213 to 1082 code for a protein of 289 amino acids. Gene Ontology annotation, biological process: ubiquinone biosynthetic process. Gene Ontology annotation, molecular function: methyltransferase activity.